AUGGUUGAGCUGGCAGCUCGCUCAGGGUUUAAGUACUAUUACUGCAAUCCCUCGCUCGCCGCAGCAGUCAUUUUCAUCAUAUGUUUCCUUCUCCCAACAAUUUUACACACCUAUCAGCUAGUCCGCACGAGAACAUGGUUCUUCAUCCCGUUCCUCGUGGGAGGCUACAUUGAAUUCAUCGGAUACUGCGCUCGCGCCGUAUCAACGAAACAAUCGCCUGAUUGGACCAUGGGACCUUUCCUAGUUAACUCUCUGAUGCCACUUGUGGCACCCGCACUUUUCGCCGCAUCCAUUUAUAUGGAACCAGAAAAGCUUGUCGUCGUUCUUCACGCCGAGCGCUAUAGCCUGAUCAGACCCAAAUGGAUGACCAAGAUCUUCGUGCUGGGCGAUGUGUUGUCCUUCCUGCUCCAGUCCGGAGGUGCUGGCAUGAUGGCUGGGAAGACCCAACCCAGCUUCAAGACUGGGUCGAAUAUCAUCGUCGUCAGGCUGGUCGUUCAAAUAGUGUUCUUCGGAUUCUUUAUCGUUACGACCGGCCUCUUCCACCUGCGGAUGAACAAACAACCAACGACAUACUCGCCGAGUUCAGGCAUAAACUGGCAGAAGCUAGUGUGGACCCUCUACGCGGCGAGUAUUCUCAUUCUCGUGCGAUCGAUAUAUCGUCUGGUUGAAUAUGUUGAGGGGUUUGGUGGAUAUUUGCUCUCGCACGAGGCAUAUCUGUAUGUGUUCAAUGCGCUGCUCAUGUUUGUGAUGAUGCUGUUUUCCCAUGUUGUCCACUCAAGCGAGCUGAAUACUUGGUUGAGAUCCGGUGGAUUGGUCAGUAGGGCGUUCAAAUUCGAGCGAUUAAAUGGGGAUGGCAUGCGAAUUGCGUGA
Messenger RNA from Aspergillus homomorphus CBS 101889, 870 nucleotides. Its product is annotated as RTA1 domain-containing protein. Lineage: Eukaryota; Fungi; Ascomycota; Eurotiomycetes; Eurotiales; Aspergillaceae. Gene Ontology annotation, cellular component: membrane. The transcript has 3 exons. The coding region runs from base 1 to 870 and encodes 289 amino acids. The record is from RefSeq and is a predicted model, not a curated record.